AUGAGUGGCUAUCAAGGGAGUCAGCUGACGUCUGAGAUCGUAAGUGCAGCUGUUGCGUCAUUCAACCAAUUUAUUGUCGAAAUUCCACCAGAGAAUAGGCUGGACACGAUGAAUAUCAUCCCUCACAUUGACUCUCUGCACAUAGUUAUCGAUCAAUGUUUGUCCACAGAGCGUCUAUUUCAGGUCCAAGGAAUCGCAGAAAAAUUCAAAAACCUUGGCGAGAUUUGCCGAAUUCACUGCGAAUUUGUCGUCGGUAAGAAAUAUGUAGAACAUUGCCUCGCAAUUCAGCAACGGCUGCUGGGCGUCAACCACGUUGACGUCGCAGCCAGCUACACUGCGUUAUCUUCAAUUUACAAAGACUUAUGGGACCUUGAAGAGGCGAAGGAUUAUCAGCAAAAGGCUUUAGAAAUCGAAAUCGAGAAGCUUGGCGGUGAACAUGUUACUGUCGCAAAGAGUUACAUUAAGUUAGCUAAAAUUUUCAUGGAACUAGAUGACCUUGCGCAAGCCAAAGAGUAUCAGCAACGCGCCCUAGAAAUCCAAAUCGAGACGCUUGGGGGUGAACAUGUUACUGUCGCAAAGAGUUACAGCAAUUUAGCUGUAAUUUUCAUGAAACUAGAUGACCUUGCACAAGCCGAAGAGUAUCAGCAACGCGCUCGAGCCAUCAAAAUCAAGAAGUAUGGAAUGGAGCAUGUUUCUACUGCAACGAGUUACGACUUCUUUGCUUUGAUUCACAAGCAGUUGGGCAACCUUAACAAGCCAUGGAGUAUCAGCGACACGUCCUAUCCAUCAAAUUUAAGAUGCUUGGUGCUGGGCAUGUUUCGGUUGCAAAAAGCUAUGGUAUCCUUGCUUUGAUUAAUAAAGACUUAGGUGACCUUGAGCAAGCUAAAGACUACCAGCAACGUGCUUUAGCGAUCAAACUUGAGAAGCUCGGUACUGAACACGUUUCUGUUGCAAAGAGCUACUGCAAUUUAGGUCUAAUUCACAAAGACCUUGGUGACCUUGAACGAGCAAUGGAAUAUCAGCAACGUGCUUUAGACAUCAAACUGAAGAAGUUUGGUGCUGAAAAUGUUUCUGUUGCAACCAGCUACAGUAACUUUGCUCUUAUAUACAUGGACUUAGGUGAUUUUGCGCAAGCCAAAGAGUAUCAGAGACGAGCUCUCAGUAUCGAACUUAAACAGCUUGGUGCUAAACAUAUUUCUGUGGCGAUUACAUGACCUCAAUCAAGCAGAAAAGUAUCAAAAACGAGCUGUGGAGAUCAAACUCAAGAAGCUCGGUCCUGAAUAUGUUUCCGUGGCAACGAGCUACAGUAACUUAUCUUCUAUUUACAAGGACUUCGGUGACUUUGAGCAAGCUGAAGUGUGUCAGCAACGUGCUUUAGCGAUCAAACUGAAGAAGCUUGGAGCAGAGCAUGAUUCUGUCGCAACGAGCUACAGUCACUUAGCGUCAAUUCAUCAAGGGCUGGUUGACUUUGAACAAUUCAAGAAGUACCAUCAACUUGCUCUGGCGAUCAAACUUAAAAAACUGUAA
Messenger RNA from Porites lobata, 1527 nucleotides. The record is from the annotation of a GenBank genome assembly. Lineage: Eukaryota; Metazoa; Cnidaria; Anthozoa; Scleractinia; Poritidae.